Pollicipes pollicipes is the source of this 675-nucleotide messenger RNA. RefSeq lists its product as uncharacterized. Gene Ontology annotation, cellular component: ciliary transition zone. The transcript is spliced from 7 exons. Gene Ontology annotation, biological process: non-motile cilium assembly. The record is from RefSeq and is a predicted model, not a curated record. NCBI's taxonomy places the organism in Eukaryota, Metazoa, Arthropoda, Thecostraca, Pollicipedomorpha, Pollicipedidae. The coding region runs from base 1 to 675 and encodes 224 amino acids.
AUGCAGCUGGAGCCGGGCUGCUGCCUGUUCGAGCUGCACGUACAGCUGCUGACGCUGACGGCUGAGGCGCGCCGUCAGCUCGGAGAAGCUGGCGUCUUCCUCACCUGGAUGUUCUACAACCAGGACAUUCAUUACACACCUGUGAUGAGAGGAGACCUGAACUUCGACUGUUCUUCGCUAUACAAGCUGUUCGUGGACCGUGCCCUGAUCCAGUAUCUGGCCAACGAGCACGUGACGCUGGAGGUGCACCGCACGGAAGGCGAGGCCGACUGCCGCCAGCUGGGCACGGCCGCCCUCAGCUGCCGAGAGAUCCUCCAGUACCCCAGCAACAGGCUGCACGGCACGGCCGAGCUGGCCGGCCUGGGCACGCUGGUGUACUGGUUCCGCGCCGACGGUCCGCUCCAGGAGUUCCUGCAGCGGGCGCCGCCGGCUGACGACGCUCGUCGCAUGGACGGUGACGCCGGCCGCGGCGGGGACGGCGCCGGUGAUCAGACGAUCGUGGCCGGCUCCCCGGAUAUCUCCAAGCAGGAGCGAAGCGGCGAGACGGCGCCGCCGCCGCCACCGCGCCACUCCGGCUACGCCACGUACACGGAGUCGUCAGCCAGCGACGCCAGCAGCUGCAGACCGUUCGCUGGCGUGUCACUCCCUCUGCCGGUGGUGCCGUGCCGUGCCUAG